Penicillium egyptiacum is the source of this 465-nucleotide messenger RNA. The record is from the annotation of a GenBank genome assembly. NCBI's taxonomy places the organism in Eukaryota, Fungi, Ascomycota, Eurotiomycetes, Eurotiales, Aspergillaceae.
AUGCGAGCCGAGCUUCAAGGGCGAAUGAGGACACAGCAGGACCUUCGAGACGCCAUACAGAAUUAUGAGGUGUGCGUUUCUUGCUCGGAAAGUCACCAUGAGUCCGACAUGAUUCGGAACAGCUGUUCACAUGUCUAUUGCCAAGGAUGUGUCAUCCGCCUUCUUCAAAACUCCCUAGCUGAUGAAAGCUUGUUCCCUCCUCGUUGUUGCCGUCAACCUUUGCCAUUAGAAGCUGCGCGUUGUAUCAUCGAUGAUGGGCUGUGGGCGAGGUUUGAGGAAAAGACAAUUGAACACGGACAUCAACAUCGCACUUAUUGCUCAGAUCCUGCCUGCUCUCGAUACAUUCUGCCAGCAUAUGUCCAUGGUACAAUCGGAACCUGCAGAUUGUGUAACCGACAAACUUGUACCCUCCGCAAGAAGAUCAAUCAUCAGGGAGAAUGCGUUGACGACCGUGCAGAGGUCUAA